Molecule: messenger RNA, 5020 nt
Organism: Coturnix japonica (Japanese quail)
Lineage: Eukaryota; Metazoa; Chordata; Aves; Galliformes; Phasianidae
Product: cystine/glutamate transporter-like
Biological process (GO): amino acid transmembrane transport
Cellular component (GO): membrane
Molecular function (GO): L-amino acid transmembrane transporter activity
Source: RefSeq, a predicted model, not a curated record
CUUCCUGCAUGAUAGGAGAGGAGGGAGGUCACUGCUUGCUCCAGGUCCCAGCUGGGGAUGGUGUUUUUUCUCUCUGACUUUUCUAACUUGCUUGUUUGUGUGGAUGGCUUUCUGGCAGUGACAUCUCUUCAUGUGCUCAUGGCGAUGGGUCCUUCUUUCGGCUGGGGCCUCUAGGCACCACUGGAGAUAGCAAACGCGGCUUCCCCUUAUACAUGGGUCUCCUUCAUCUCCAUCCAUGCUGCAGUGUCUGCAAGAGCCCGUGAGGAGCUGCUGCCUUUUACCGCCCCGGGAUCCUACCAAGGAAUGGGAAUCUGAAGGAUUGCAAAUGCACCCACUUGGUUUAACCCCCAGCCAACCAGAUAAGUGUCCUUUUAAUUUUCUCACAGUCGUGCUUUAGCCCUAUCUGUGCACAACACAUCUCUCUUCACACUGAUUUCAAUUCGCCCUCACAAAUGAAUGCUCUGUGCUUCUCUCUUCUGCUUAGAAAUCCCAAUAGCAGACAGCGGUGUUUGGUGCGUGCUAUUAAUUGCCAGGAGCUUCUGCAGCCCGGGGCUCAGGGAGCUGCGGGUCGGUGCCAGCCCCAGUGUUGGGCAGCCCCUGAUGUUGUGGGCAGUGGUUCCAUGGUGCUGCUGCUGCGACCCAUCAGCCCGUGCAGUCCUCUGGGGCUCAUUAGAGACUUAAUAAUCAGACUUGGCUGGCUUGAUAGGGAAGAUGCUCGUGCAGGCUUGGCUCGAUCUCAGAGAAAGCAGCUAACGCCGCUGGGAGGAGAGGGCUCUGUGCAUGUGCUGUUCAGCUGUGUGCUAGGAGAGAAGUGAUAGCCCCCACUUCUUCCAGCUGGGAGAUGAGCAUGGAUGUGGGGCAGAAGCCCUGAGUUACACUGGGAUUGUGUGGGGCAUGCAGAGUGGUGUUGUGGGUGAGCAGCAGCAGGAAGCGUCCCCUCAGAACUGCAGGGACAGAGAACGCGGUCUGUCAGGGAAAUAACUUACUUUGGAUUUCUGUAGGUGUUUGGAUUUCUGCCUGUUCAAUAAGUUAAGGAAACGAGAUGUGGUUCUCUUGUAAAGUCUCUGCAACAGCACGCAGUCAUGGGGCUGGGGUAAAUGUUUGCUGUACCUGUGACGGACAACGAGUGAAAAUACAUGCAGGCAGAGCAUGUGGGUGUGGAGAGGAUGAUAACAGCAAAUUAGGCUUUGCUACCUGAAUUUGCCUUACCUACCUAAGUGGAUGGAGAGUUUCCUGGUGAAGGCACCAGCCCAGAAUGGAGGGAAAGAAGAGAACAUUUUCCUGCAACAAACUGUCCCCAAUCACAGUCUGUGGACUCCAUGUCCUGUCACUGACAGCCUGGAAAUGAGGCUUUUAACACUGCUGUCCUGGCAGCCAAGAGCCACUGUGUUGUGAUGGGGACAAGGGCUGGAGUGAUGGAGUGGGAUUUUGCUGCAGCACAAAAGCUGGAUCAAAGUCAGCCUUCUUGAUCCCUGGAGUGUCUGCAGCUCUCUCUUUUCUUGGAAAAGCUCCUUGUUCAUUUUGUUGUCACCCAGAAGGGUUUUCAUAUUAAUAGUAUCGAAAGCAUCUCUGGUAUCAGUGACUGUUUAUCCUCUGUCCUACAACUGAUGUCCAUAGUGAUCCUUGGCUCUUCAGUGACCUGAUAAUAAAAGGGCUUGGCAUGACAUUAUGUUAAGAAAUGCUGCUGAAACGAAGGCUUUGUGGUAAAGCUGCAGUCAGGGCUUUUGCAUUCACCAAGGAUGAUUAGGAAACUGAAACGUAUCAGUUGUGUCCUCACUUAAAAGGGCUUUUUGCUCCUCAGAAAAAAGAAAUAGCAAUGCAAAAAAAAUUACAUAGGUGAUUCCCAAGGUCUUGAUUGCUGAUUUUGCAACUUGAAAUAUCCUUUCUGCCACUGUGUCAAUAUCGAUGCUCACCCAAAUUAGGCCCCAUUAAAUUAACCUGCAGUUUGCUUGCUGGGUGGAUCCUGAGGUAGAGAAGGACUCCAAAGAUCUUGACAGAUUGCUGCAAAUAAUCUUGUCCUGAUCCCCCCAGAUCCCUCACUCUUUCCUUGUCUUACAGGUGAACCUUGAAGACGGCUGAGGCUCUCCGUAUCUCCUCAAUGCAUGCCCUUCCCCUGGGGUUAGAAGAGCAGCCAUGGGGAAAGAUAAGAAAAAAGAGGAGGCUGUCUUUCUGAGGAAAAAGAUAACUUUACUGAGGGCUUUCUCGCUUCUCAUCGGCAGCAUGGUUGGCAGCGGCAUCUUCAUCUCCCCCAAAGGAGUGCUGAAAAACUCAGGCACUGUGGGGUUCUCCCUGGUGGUGUGGUUUGCCUGUGGGCUCCUCUCCAUGUUCGGUGCCUUGUGUUACGCAGAGCUUGGAACAAGGAUCACCAAGUCUGGAGGACAUUACAUCUACAUUUUGGAAACCCUGGGGCCUCUGCCAAGUUUCUUGUUUCUGUGGGCAGAGUUUUUUGCUAUCAGGCCCGCCAACAGUGCUGUGGUCUCUCUGGCAUUCGGCCGCUACCUGCUGGAGCCAUUUUUUGCCCCCUGUGCAGCCCCCGUCCCUGCUGUGAAGCUCGUCUCUCUCCUAGGCUACUAUGCAGUCCUCACCCUCAAUUCCUGGAGCGUCACCUGGAGCGCACGGCUGCAGACGGCCCUCUCCAUCGUUAAGCUGCUGGCCCUCAUGCUCAUCAUUGUGCCAGGGAUGAUGCUGCUGACACAGGGCCACACCAAAAACUUCCAGGAUGCUUUUGACAGGCAGUUGCUGGUUCCAGAUAAGCUGCCCUUGGCUUUUUAUGCAGGCAUGUUCGCCUAUUCAGGCUGGUUCCAGACCAGCUUUGUGCGUGAGGAGUUGGUCAGACCCGAACGAAACAUCCCCCUGGCUGUCAUUGUGUCUGUGAUCACCGUCAUUGUAGGCUAUAUGCUCACCAACAUCUCCUAUUACACCGCCCUGGGAACACAAGAUGUUCUGGCUUCUCCAGCUGUUGCUGUGAGUUUUGUGCAGCAAGCCUGCACAAACCUGAUCUCAGUGGUCCCUGUCCUUGUUGCGCUGUCCUGCUUUGGCACCAUGAAUGGAGGAAUCCUCACAUUUUCAAGGACACUGUUUGUGGCCUCCAGAGAAGGGCAGUGGCCUCCUCUCUUCUCCAUGAUCCACAUUCGAAGACAUACACCCCUUCCAGCUGUCAUGCUUAUGUUCCCUUUGGUUACUGCCAUGGUGUGUAUUGGAGAUAUCUACCAUCUACUGAACUUCUUCAGCUUUUCCCGAUGGCUCUUCAUAGGAUUAGCCACCCUUGGGCUCAUUGUCCAUCGCUACCGUCACCCAGAGCUGCAAAGCCCAUUCAAGGUCCCCCUGUUUGUUCCAGUCUCUUUUACCAUCAUCUGCCUCUUCACAGUGGCAAUGUCUAUGUACUCAGACCCAGUAAACAUUAGCAUUGGAUGCACCAUGGUUUUAAGCGGCUUUCCAGUCUACUACCUCGUAAUCCAUAGGAAGAUGUCAAAUCGCUGCCACAGACUGCUCUAUUAUCUCACACACAAACUGCAGCUACUGUUGGAAGUAGUCCAACAAGAAAUCAAGACGUACUGAAGAAACCAUCGGAACUUACAGGAGAAGAUAUAAUCUACUUGCUACACGCCUGAUGCCUUUGAUCCUUCCAAACACAAGCCAUGCUCUUAUUCUUUUAAUCACUGCAAAUGAGGAUGAGCCUGAGCCAAAACCACACUGCAAGCAGCCCUAAGCUUGCCAGUUGGGGUCUGAGGAGCAAGUCACAGCUGCUUCUGCUCUUUUCUUUUUUAGCAGAACGAUCUUCUUCUGUUAAAUAAGCUUUCUUUGCCUGCAGAGUGUCUUUGAAACAAAGAUCCAGAUUUUGCAGACUAGUCCAGUCCUCAGCAAAUUAUAUGUUAUUUUUUAAUUUCCUCACUUGGCAAAUAGAUACAGCAGAACUAGAAUCUGGCUACAUGGAAGUCAAGCACGGGAUUCAAAUCAAAGUCAAGGUCAGGCUGGACGGGGCUCUGAGCAAUCUGAUCUCACUGUAAGUGUCCCUAUCCACUGUAGGGAAGUUGGACUAGAUGACCUUUAAGGGUCCCUUCCAACACAAACCAUUCUGUGGUUCUAUGAUUCUACGAAAUCUGUAUCAACCAUGUGAAAUGAUGCCAUGGAGACAGAUGAUAGAGGUAAAUGGGCAAGGAGUGCAAACCGGAGAUGAAGUAUAUGCAAAGGAAAGCAGGAGGUGGGGAGGAUAAAACUUCACUCACCAGGAAGCAAAGAUUUGGGUUAGUGGGGAGAUAUCUGAAAAUCAUUUGAAAUUCAAAUAAUGAGCUAAGAAAACUUGGAAUGUUUUUAUUAUUAUUAUUGUAUAAGCAAAAUAACUGUAUUUUGCUUUGAAAUAAUACUUCAAUUUUGAAUUUCAUUGCUUUGAAAUGAUAUUUCAAAAUGUACUAAUACAGUAAAAAUGUAUAUAUUUAAAAAAUAGCUAAAUACCCCAAAGAAGAGUUCAGAAUAGGUUUCAAUUCUUCUUCCAGGCCCUCAGCUUUUGUCCCAGCAGCGGAAAAAUACGAUUCUGCUUUUGUCAGAUGAGAGCAGUAAUGAGUUGUGGGCAGAUUCCUUAUGAACUGUGUACCUUUUGGUGCUGUAGGAAGACAUGAAAGACUUCAGGUCUGAGCUUUAACUUCAAAUCUACAGUCAAAAGACUUGCUUAAUCAAUACAGAAAUGCUCAUUUGAACGCCUGGCAUCAGAAAGGUUUCUGUUGUUGGAUUACUUCGGUUUACAUUAUUAAUGUUGCAAAGUUAAAAAGAUAAAAGAGCAAUUAGCUAUUUCCAAUCACUUAAGUGUUAAUCUAUUUCUAAAGGAUUGGAAACAGCAUCCUGAGCCUCGUCUGAUGGCCCUGGAGAGAGGAAGAGAAGAAUGUGAAGCAUCUGUAAUCUACCAAGCAUUCGUGUACUUAAGAGUAAUGCCAAAGUAGCAUUUAUAAAACAAUGUAGUUUACCGGAACAUGUAAAAUUCACAGUCAAGGACUGGAAAUAAAUAAAGGCUUUUGUUUUUUUCUUC